Messenger RNA from Mollisia scopiformis, 465 nucleotides. RefSeq lists its product as uncharacterized. The record is from RefSeq and is a predicted model, not a curated record. The transcript is spliced from 3 exons. NCBI's taxonomy places the organism in Eukaryota, Fungi, Ascomycota, Leotiomycetes, Helotiales, Mollisiaceae. Bases 1 to 465 code for a protein of 154 amino acids.
AUGACCAAGUUCCUUCUUCCAACCCUUCUUCUCACUCUAUUUCUGAACCUCGCAAUUUCACUUCCCCUUCACAAACGUGCUGCAUGUUCCUCCGCUGUCCAAAAUUUCGUCAACGGCAUAAACGAUAAUAUUACUGUCCAAAAACAAGAACAAGCUCAAACGAAAGUCAUUCAACAAGAGCUAGCUCAGGCGACUCCAGACCAGGAUGAUUUCCAGAGCUCGAAAUCGAAGUUGAUCACCAUUGUGAACCAAGGAAUCUCCAUCCGAACCAAUAACCAGAAAAUUGCGCCAAGUGGAAACGCAGCUAUCGCGGGUUUGGCUACAGUAGCAAAGGCUCAACAAGGAGAGCUGAAGCUGGCCCAGGGAUUGACGGGAAACCCUACCACAGAUAAUCCGAAUCUGUCAAAGUUGCAAACGAUGUUUUCGGGAGGCAUACAGCAGAACCAACAGAAUGCUAAAGAUUGA